Molecule: messenger RNA, 963 nt
Organism: Thrips palmi
Lineage: Eukaryota; Metazoa; Arthropoda; Insecta; Thysanoptera; Thripidae
Product: putative gustatory receptor 28b
Exons: 8
Coding region: 1-963 (320 amino acids)
Biological process (GO): sensory perception of taste
Cellular component (GO): membrane; neuronal cell body; axon
Source: RefSeq, a predicted model, not a curated record
AUGGCCUUCAUGGCCUCCAAGCAGGCGCGCGGCGCGGCCCCCGGCAUAGUGCACGCCCUGGGGCCCGGCGCCAGCACCCUGUUCCACCUCUCCAGGAUCAUCGGCAUGGCGCCCUUCAAGCAGACCAGCACGGCCGUGGUGCGCUCGCGCGGCUGGGAGGUGUACUCGCUGAUCGUGUGCCUCUUCAACAUCGCCGUCAUCAACUACAUGUGCUCCCGCAUCUACAAGACGAUGACGGGCAGCUUUUACUCGGACAUGUUCGGCGUGUCCUACAUCGCCAAGGUUUUCUCGCUGUUCUCCAACUACGUGCCGCCCCUGUACAUCUUCACGACGGACCUGCAGUUCGGCAACCUGGCGCUGCUCGUGCACCGCCAGCUCCAGGACCUCAGCCGGGCCACGCGGCGCCUGCAGAAGGAGGCGCAGGCCCGAGCGCACGACGUCGCCAACCUGCCGGGGCUGAGGCAGUCCACGCGGCAGCUGCGAGCGCGACAGGAGUGCAUCUACACCUCCAUCUCCAAGCUCAACAGCGCCUUCUCGCUGCAGCUGCUGCUGUCCGUCACGCUGUGCCUGCAAGAGACGACCUACGGCCUGUUCUUCGCCAUCACGUCGCAGUACUCGCGGUGGAAGCCGCUCAUCGCGGCCUGGGCCUUGGUGUCCGUCAGCAAGCUGGCCCUCCUGAUGACGCCGUGCCAGUGGGUGGAGUCGGAGGGGAGCGUGAUCACGAACGCCGUCAACAACGCACUCCAGAUAAAGAACGUCGCGCUCGCCGACCGCGAGGAGCUGGAGGAGUUCCAGACCCAGCUCCUCCACCUCCAGAUGCGCUUCUCGGCGGCCGGAGUCUUCCCGCUGGACUACUCCCAGCUUCAAAAGGUCAUCUCCACCAUCACCACGUACUUGGUGAUCCUGCUGCAGAUGCAGGGCCGGUCGUCCAGGACGCCGGCAGCGGCGGCAGCCCGGACCUGA